GUUGUAUUGUGAACUGAGAGAGAGAGAGCGAGAGAGAGAGAGAGCACCUCUGCCGCUCUCCUUGCCUUCUCUCCUGUGCGCAGUGCUCCGGCCCGGCCGCUCCUUCCUUCCUUCCUCAUUUCCUCCCCACAGCUGGCUGUCUCCUCUCUCGGAUGCUAGUUGUGCCUUCUCCUUUCGCACUACCGCCGCGCAGGACCAAAUACUUCGGAGGGGUGGAAUGACUGACUACCUGUUUUGCAUGGUCUGAAUUUCGGGAAAUUCGCACGUCGGAAAGGAGGGGAGUCAAGAGGGAAAAAAGGAGGCUCUCCAUCCUCCCCGAGGGAAUUUAUUUUACAGAGGUAUGCCAGUGCCUGAGGUGGCGUCUGACACUGCCAGCGCUGCUACCAUGUUGAGCCCCGUCCUCAAUGCCUCCAACGGAGACGGCUCCGAGUCUGAAACCACCUCCGCCAUCCUCGCCUCAGUCAAGGAACAGGAGCUGCAGUUUGAACGUCUGACCAGGGAGCUGGAAGCCGAACGACAGAUUGUCGCCAGUCAGCUGGAGAGAUGCAAGCUUGGCUCUGAGACUGGAAGCAUGACUAGCAUCAGUUCAGCAGAUGAGAAGUUUCGCUGGAAUAAUCAAGAUGGACAGAAGGACAUAGAGGAGGAGCUGACAACAGGCCUAGAGCUGGUGGACUCCUGCAUCCGAUCGCUCCAGGAAUCAGGCAUCUUGGACUCACAGGACACUUCUACAGGAGACAGACAAGGACUCCUGUCCCAAAGCGCUUUACAGCUUAACAAUCAAGAUGCCUAUGCAGCAGCUGGUUACCAUAGUAAUCAAGGGCUGACACUUGGAGAAUCAGUCCCAGGCCGCAGUGGGCAAAUCGGAGGAGCAGUCCACAGCUACAACCAGGUGACAUCCAGCCGUGCAGCUGCCCAGUUAGCAGGCACAGACUCUCCUUCACAGUCCCAGAGAGACUCAUUUGCCCAGCAGGCCUUUGGCAGCGCUUUCCACAUGUCCACAGAGGGCGGACCUGCACCUGCUGGACCAUCCAUGUAUUACUCGUGUGCCACUUUGCCUGCACAGCGCGUAAGCUCCCCUCUGCAGGCGGUGGGAUCUCCUACCAAGCUGCAGCGGCUGGGAUCAGCCUCUGCUGACAUGCCCAGCUACGCCACGCUACAGAGAGUGUCCUCACCCAAGCAAUCACCCAGCCGACUCGCCAAAUCCUACAGCACCUCAUCCCCCAUCAACAUGGUAGCAUCAGGUGCUGGCGGCUCGUCCUCACCGCUCCCCAUGGUAGCCUCUCCAGGGGGAAAUCACUCCUCGUCACCCAUACACCAGCUUAGCUCUGCGGUGGGGAGCUAUGCCACCCUGUCGCCCACCAAGCGCAUGCUGCAUCACAUCGGAGCAGAUACCUACAAGAUUUCCCACGAGCUGUACGCUAACGCAACCCUGCAAAGGCCUGGUAGCCUGGCAGGUAGAGGGUCCAGAGGUUCCUACAGUAGCCAGCACAGUCACCUGGGCUCCGAACUGCGACCCCUGCAGUCCCCUGAACACCACAUCGACCCCAUCUAUGAAGACAGAGUCUACACCAAACCUAACAUUAGAGGACAAGCCCCACCCUCCCCCGGUGUCGACCCAAUCCCCUUACAGCGAACGGGAAGCCAGAGCGCCACCGCCACCUUCCAGAGAGGCAGCUUUGCCACGGGAGGCGGGGCGGCCGACUACGCCAAUCCGUACCGCACUCUGCAGUUCUGUCCGUCGACCGAGUCGCCUUACAGCAAGUCAGGCCCCGCCCUCCCCCCUGAGGCGGCGCUGGGCCGAUCCCCAUCAGUGGACAGCAUCCAGAAGGACCCAAGGUACGACCCCGAAUUCCUUGUGUGGAAUCAAAAUCAAGCCGAGCAAAGAAUGACAAAGGAGUUUGGCUGGAGGGAUCCAGAGCUGCCAGAGGUGAUCCAGAUGUUGCAACAUCAGUUCCCAUCAGUUCAAUCCAAUGCUGCUGCUUACCUCCAGCACCUCUGCUUUGGAGACAACAAGAUCAAAUCUGAGAUUCGGCGGCAGGGUGGAAUCCAGCUGCUGGUGGACUUGUUGGACCACAGGAUGACUGACGUGCACCGCAGCGCCUGCGGAGCCCUGAGGAACCUGGUGUAUGGCAAAGCCAACGACGACAACAAGAUCGCCCUGAAGAACUGCGGAGGCAUACCCGCUCUAGUGCGACUGCUCCGGAAGACCACAGACGUGGAGAUCCGAGAGCUGCUCACAGGUGUUUUGUGGAACUUGUCAUCAUGUGAUGCCCUGAAGAUGCCCAUCAUCCAGGACGCUUUGGCCGUUCUGACCAACGCUGUGAUCAUCCCACACUCGGGCUGGGACACCUCCCCGCACACGCAAGAGGACCGCAAACUGCACCUACACUCCUCCCAGGUUCUCCGCAAUGCCACCGGCUGUCUGCGGAAUGUGAGCUCUGCAGGUGAGGAAGCCCGUAGGAGGAUGAGGGAGUGCGAGGGUCUGACUGACGCUCUGCUCUAUGUCAUCCAGACCGCUCUGGGGAGCAGCGAGAUUGACAGCAAGACUGUAGAGAACUGUGUGUGCAUCCUGAGGAACUUGUCGUACCGUCUGGCUGCGGAGACCUCUCACAGCCAGCAGGGGGGGUCGGAAGAGUUGGACGGCUUGUUAUGUGAUACUGGAGGGAAGGACGCAGAGAGUUCGGGAUGUUGGGGCAAGAAGAAGAAGAAAAAGAAGGGACAUGACCAGUGGGACGGCGUCGGCCCAUUUCCAGACUUGGCGGAGCCCCCGAAAGGCAUCCAGAUGUUAUGGCACCCCACCAUCGUUAAGCCCUACCUCACACUGCUGUCUGAGUGCUCCAACCCAGACACCCUGGAGGGAGCAGCUGGGGCUCUGCAGAAUCUAGCUGCUGGCAGCUGGAAGUGGUCCGUCUAUAUCCGAGCUGCAGUGCGCAAAGAGAAAGGACUCCCUAUCCUGGUGGAGUUACUGAGGAUAGACAAUGAUAGGGUCGUUUGUGCUGUGGCUACAGCCCUGAGAAACAUGGCUCUGGACAUCAGGAACAAGGAGCUAAUUGGUAAAUAUGCCAUGAGGGACCUGGUGCACCGUUUGCCUGGAGGCAGCAACAACAACAACAGCAGUGGUGGGGGAGGAGGCGGAGGGGGUGGCACCAACAGCAACAGCGGGCUGGUGGGGAAGACCAUGUCGGAUGACACCAUCACGGCUAUCUGCUGCGCGCUGCAUGAGGUCAUCACCAAGAACAUGGAGAACACCAAAGCCCUGAGGGACGCUGGCGGCAUCGAGAAGCUCAUUGGCAUCGCACGCAGCAAGGGAGACAAAAUUCCCAGACAUAGUCCCAAAGUGGUGAAAGCUGCAUCUCAAGUCUUGAACAGCAUGUGGCAAUACAGAGACCUGCGCAGCCUCUAUAAAAAGGACGGCUAUUCCCAGUACCAUUUUGUUGGCUCCUCCUCCACGAUAGAGAGAGACAGACAGCGACCUUAUUCUUCCUCUCGUACGCCCUCCAUCUCUCCUGUGCGGACCUCGCCCAACAAUCGAUCAGCGAGUGCUCCUGCGUCCCCCAGGGAGAUGAUGGCAUUGAAGGAGAGAAAGGCAGACUACGAGUCAACUGGCAAUGCCAGUUACCAUAGCAGCAAGGGCGAGCACACAUCCCGGAAAGACGCCAUGGCGGGUCAAAUCUCCGGUGGGUCUUCAACACUACACAGAGGAGCGUAUGUGUCCCCAACUGAUGACCUGAAGUAUAAUCAGGUAUCUUCUCAAGGCUUGCCAUCAGAACCCUACCCCCCUUUCCAAAAUCCUCCUCCACCUGACAGCAGCAACUACGAGGAUCAGGCCUGCUACGAGAACCAGGUUCAUGCUGGAGGGCGUCCCCCGCAGGGUGACCUUAACAUGCACCUGCAGGGCCUCAAGUCCACCGGCAACUAUGUAGACUUCUACUCAGCCUCGCGGCCCUACAGCGAGCUCAACUACGAGACCAGCCACUACCCAGCCUCACCAGAUUCCUGGGUGUAAGGGGAGAUGAGGGAGGAGGAGGAGAGUACGGAUAAAAGAAAACCCGGAAGUGAAGGGGGGGUGGCUUAAAGGUGGAGUGAAAGAAGAUGAAAGGACAGGUUCCCUUCCUCCCUCCCCAUCCUCCCCUGUAGUUCCUGAGUAGCAUCAUAGAUAGCAGGAUGAUGAAGGGGGAGGAUGGAGCGCAUGAAAGGAGACACGGGCAGCAAGCUUGAUAGACAUUUCACUCCUUUCAGGGACAUCUCUGAGAGGAAGGAGAGGACCAGAAGCAAAUGGAGGAUUGGCCAAGCAUGUGCAUGCACACCACCAACCAAACUGACCGACACAUUUUCUUUCUGUGUUUCGUUUGUGAUCAACAAGUGGUAGAGAAGGUUCACCAGACAGAAAGAGCGCCCGCUUCUUGUAGGAUACAGAAUGUCAAUCGGAGACUAACCCGGAGAGAGAGAAGAGAGUCGGGACAUGAAAGGGAAGCGGGAGAGCAAAAGUUGGCAAACGGUUUUGCGAUGAAGAAGGACGAUGAAAGAUAAACAUGGAUUGGUGGACUUGAGGAUGAGAUGUUUUGCAGCGAGUCAGAGAUACCCCAAGAGGAAUCUGUAAAUAUGUGGUAUAGCAUCCAUGGGUUUUAGUAAAGUGAAGCACAAGAACUGUAGGACACAUAGGACGUCUGUCACACAAAACUUUUCUUUCUGUCUGUGGCUUCAGCGUGACGUAUUCUCUGGGCAAGAAAGACUUUUGGUCAUUUGUAACACUUUUUUUUGUGUUUCUACUUUUUUAAUUCUGAUUGUAUAGUAUUUGAUGUACACUGUACAUUUACGGAGAUGCAUUGCGUACUGUACAUUGCACUAUUUUCUGUGUCAUGUCAGGCCUUUUGCCACUGGUUCCGACUCACCUCCUCACCAAGUACGCCCCCUUACCCAAACACACACAGACUUUCAGAACCCAUAUCAUGGAUGUUGCUAAUGUGAAACACUGGAUAUGAAUUGCAAGGUCACGGUGCUCCUUUCCACUGCCCUACAGUUAGUACAGCUGCCAGAACUGCUAAAGAAAGGUUGUUUUUUGGGCUUUUUUAGGCUAGCGUUACAUCUUCUCCACACCAUUCCCCUGCUUUUACCCCCCUCCUUUGAGUGACCUGUGUUCAUCAUGUAUAUAACCGUGCCAAACGAGGGAUACUUCCCCUCAGCUGAAAGGGGAGUGUUGACGGUGCAUUCAAGGGUCCAAGUUGAGCUGAAGGUUUUCAGCUGAACAUCCUCGCCGUUCUAACGAUGCCACUUUGUAAAUGCUUUGGUUUUUCUAAACUGUGUUUUACUGGGAUGAAAACCGUCGAACUGCACCGAAACUCCCGAGUAAAAUCGUAACAAGAAAAAAAAAAAGAAGAAGAAGAAGAGAAAAAGGAAAAUCGCGGAGGGACUGUGGAGCCUCACUUCCUCCAGAGCUGUACAAAAUUAGUUGAUUUCUGUGUUGUAAAUUAAUUCAUGUUUGAAGUACAAAAAAAGAAAAAACUUUUCUGAGAGAUGGUUGGCAAUUCUAACUUCAUGGUAGACAACAACUGUUAAUAGAGUACGGAUAUAUAUUAUAUAAAUAUAAAUAUAUACUUUUUAUGUGCAGAUGUGGAUGUCACUUAUAGCAGCAACAUUAUGGAAAAAAAGACUUGUUUAAAAAAAAUUUAAAAAAACAGCUACAUGUAGGAAUUUUGUUCACAGUUAAUUUUCUGGUCAGCACACUAAAAUUGUCGACUUUGUGUAGUAAUGUUGUUGCUAUGUGGAGUAGAGUAGACCAGGGCCCAGGGAUCCACGUCGUCACUGAGGCAGUCUAGCAAAGGUGCUACAUCCGUGAGAAGUAUUUCCGACACGUCUGUAUUCUGUCUGUGCACAAGAUGUUUUCAGACUCCACCCAUCGUGCUGCACUGAUGCACUGGAGUGUGUCACCAGUGCACCUCUGCUUUUUAGAUGAUUUGGUCUCAGAUACCAAAACAUGCACCCGUCAAUGCAUGCCCAUUUUGUUGUCAAACUGAAAUAUCUUUUUUCUUUCUUCUGUUUUUUUCUGUAAGUGAAGAAGGCUAAAUUGUAAAAGGUGACACCAGACCCUGGUUCUCCCUACUCACUGCUGUUUAGAAGUCCUAGAGGUCAUCUUCCAAUGCUUGAUAAAGCCACUCAUAAUGCAGCAGCCCCACCACCACAAACACACACUGGAUGGAAAGCAGACGUGCUGUAUUUUUGUUAGUAAGCAUCUGGAAACUGAGAACGUUAUGUAUGUCCUUGUGAUCCUUAGGCAGAGAAAACUUACUAUGAGACCUGUAUGGAGAUAUAACGUCGGUGACCUUUUUUUUGCUAGACCAAACGUGUUUUAAAAAGAGAAAUUGUGAAUCUUUCUAUUGCCUCAAACAGACUGCAACUGCUCCAAAAAUAUAAACGAACCAUCAAAGAA
Molecule: messenger RNA, 6427 nt
Organism: Pundamilia nyererei
Lineage: Eukaryota; Metazoa; Chordata; Actinopteri; Cichliformes; Cichlidae
Gene: ctnnd2b
Product: catenin (cadherin-associated protein), delta 2b
Exons: 25
Coding region: 341-4006 (1221 amino acids)
Biological process (GO): dendritic spine morphogenesis; cell-cell adhesion
Cellular component (GO): adherens junction; cytoplasm; postsynaptic density
Molecular function (GO): protein binding
Source: RefSeq, a predicted model, not a curated record